Molecule: messenger RNA, 3550 nt
Organism: Episyrphus balteatus (marmalade hoverfly)
Lineage: Eukaryota; Metazoa; Arthropoda; Insecta; Diptera; Syrphidae
Product: leucine-rich repeats and immunoglobulin-like domains protein 1
Exons: 9
Coding region: 1064-2560 (498 amino acids)
Cellular component (GO): plasma membrane
Molecular function (GO): protein binding
Source: RefSeq, a predicted model, not a curated record
UCAACAAUCGCGUUUCGUGCCUGGGUGAACUACGUAUUAUAAAAUUGAGAUAAGUAUAACAUACUGGUACACCAUCAAGAUUAGUUUACUGGCAAAAACUUAUUUAAUUUGCUACUGCGGUUUGAAAGAGUAAAAAAAAAUCAGAAAUCCUUAUCGGUUUGCAUGAUACAGUUCCAUUGACGGCGGCGGGCUUAUCGACAAAGAGAAUACGAAAUAUUUUGUGUCAUAUCAAAGUGGAAUGUCAAAGUGUAACAUGACAUAAAUGGACCUAAAAUAGAACAUUUAACAUCUACAUCAACCCCUAACGCCUAACGAACUCUCAUGUCAUAUUGGAAAGGUUGGUUCGACUGAUAGCACGCUUGUUGGCUUCGCUGGAGGAAUUUUUUUUUAAAUUUCAUAUGAGUGAUAUACUGCACUAGUGGUUUGUUAAAUUUAAUUUUUAGUUGACACACAAUAUACAAUAACAAUAAGUGAUACAGUAAGUGAACUUUAAUAGACAAAUUAAGAAGUUCAAGUGCUUCGUGAGAAAUAUGAACAAAUUGUAUGGAAGCAACAACUUUAUUCCUUGAAAAUAUCGAUUUCCCCAAAACGAAAAUUUUAUAUUGUUAUACAUAUAUUUACGUAUUCCUACCUGUGUCUGUGUAUACUACCUAUUAACCGAGUUAUGGUGUGUAAUAUAAUUUCAGCAUUUUAAUUUACAAACGUUUUUUUUAUCCUACAUAACUUUACUUGAUGAACCACAGAUAAUUUUAAAGUUAUUUAAACACAUAAUCAACAACUGGUAUAAUUUUUUGCUCCGUGAAUAUGAAAAUGCUGCAAUUUAUAUUUGCCAUGUAUCUAAUACCCGUGAACGAAUAACAGUUUGAAGUCCUUAAUGCAAAUAAUAAAUUUUAUGUUCGAAUUCAUUUCCCAAAUCAAGUGAAAAUUUUCGGUAUUAACAAACGGGUCUAAAAAUAAUUCCUCCAUUCGAUUCCAUAUGAAGCAUCAACCAAUCCAUCUUAGAACAACUUUAGUUAAGAGUUUAUUCAGUCUUUGAUACACAAGUGGGAUCUAAAUUGUUGAUAUGAUUUCAAAUAUGAAAAGGGGUAGUCUGUUGUUCGAGGGAUGUGUUUUGUACGUUGUAGCUCUAUUAGUUGGAGUUACGGGAAUCUAUGCCCAAAAUUCACCUCAGCAACAGGUUUGUCCAGAACAAAGUGAUAUUUCACCUUGUAUUUGUACCGUGAAGAAAAAUGGCCUAGACAUUUUGUGUGAAACAACGGAUCUGCAGCAUAUAAACGUGGCAAUGGGCGUGCUAAAGGGGAAGAGCCCAAUUAUUUUUUAUCUUAAACUCCGUCACAACAAUUUGCCUAAGUUGCAGGGAUUCGUUUUUCUAGCUUUGGACAUUCGCCACCUUACCAUACAUAACAGCAGUUUAGCAGCAAUUGAGGAAAAUGCCCUGAGUUCAUUAGGAAAAGGUCUUACUCAAUUGGAUGUUUCAUUGAACCAACUUCGAAAUGUCCCUUCGCAAGCAUUGAAGAAUCUACAUCACUUAUUGAUUCUUAACGUCAACCAUAAUAAAAUAACAAAUAUCCACGACAAGGCAUUCGAAGGACUCGAUACAUUGGAAAUUCUAACGUUGUAUGAAAAUCAAAUUAGUUCGAUUGAACCAGAGGCUUUUCGUGGAUUGGAAAAAAAACUUAAGCGGUUGAAUUUAGGCGGAAACGAUUUGACAUUAGUGCCACAGAAAGCACUUUCGAUCCUUGACACAUUGAAGAAAUUGGAAAUUCAGGAGAACAAAAUAAAAACUAUCCGCGAAGGCGAUUUUGAAGGCAUGGAGAACUUGGAUUCAUUAAUUUUGGCACAUAACAUGAUAUAUACUGUUCCUGCUAAUGUCUUCUCUCAUUUGACUCUUUUGAAUUCGCUUGAAUUGGAGGGUAAUAAAAUAUCUGUCAUAGAUAAAGAUGCUUUCCGAGGAUUAGAAGAAAACCUUCAAUAUUUACGAUUGGGCGAUAACAACAUUCAUACUAUUCCAAGUGAGGCAUUGCGUCCCCUCCACCGUCUUCGUCAUCUAGACUUAAGAAACAAUAAUAUAAGUUUUGUAAAUGAAGACUCUUUUACCGGAUAUGGAGAUUCUUUAACAUUUUUGAACCUCCAGAAAAAUGACAUAAAAGUAUUACCAGCGAUGAUCUUUGAGAACUUAAAUUCAUUGGAAACUCUGAACAUACAAAACAAUAAAUUACCGCGCAUUCCAGAGGAUAUUAUGGAACCAAUAAUGGAUACUUUACGUGUUAUUGAUAUAACAGAUAAUCCACUUAUGUGUUCCUGUGAUUUGAUUUGGUUUCCAAAUCUCUUGCAAGAUCUUAAAAGUCGCGAUGAUGAAAUGGCCCAAAAGAAGAAACCAUUAUGUCACAUGCCAAUAGAGAACCGCGAGUAUUAUGUUCAAGCUAUGCCUUUGGAAAAAAUGCACUGUGCUGGGCAAAAGGUCAGUUCAUCUACAUCAAUGGGUAUAAGCAAUGUUUUGAACACCAAAAUCAUUGCUCAUUUAUGUCUUUUCAAACUUUGGCCUUUUAGAUUCGUCUAAAGAAUCAGCUACUGCUUUAAGUAAACAAAUUUGAACAAAACUACAAAAAUGUUGAUGAUUUUUUGAAAAAUACACUUGCGUAUGCCCUGCGGAAAUAUUAUUGCAAUCAAGUUUUUUUGGGAAAACAAAAUUAACAUUACUGUAAUGCAUACAAAAAAAAACACAAAUUAAUGUAUUUCUUUUCUAAUCACUAACUAUAUUUUAUUCAAAACAAGAUAGUACCUAACAUAAAAAUUCGUUACUAAAAUGACGUAAAACUGAAGCGUUUUUAAAAACUAUUAUUAUCUAUGUAUAUUUUUUAAAUCAUGCAAAGCCUAUUAAUUACAUUUUUGAUAUUUUGCUUUUUGAUAAAAAAAAAAACCAAAAAUAUUUUGUAUUCUUACUUAAAUUUUAGAAUGUUUUAAAUUAAAAACUUUUACCUACAGUGUUUUUUACUCGUAUUGGUGUGAAAUACAAUCAUUACUUUAUCGAAUGUAAAAGUCGUGGUGUGAAAUUUUUUUAAAAAUAUUGUCAUUUGCUAUACAACAAGAUACAUAUCAAUCAACUCAACUAAAACGGGAAAUGUACAUAAAUUGCAAGAACUGACUAUACAAUAAGUAGUUUGCCCUAAAUAUAACUAAAAAAAAAAAUAAAAAGAUAUUAAUAGAAAAAAUAAGACAUUGUUUAUCGAAAACAUAUCACUUUGAAAACAUAAUCUAGGACAAGCUGUGUUCUUAAAAAUAAAUUUUUUUAUUAAACUAAAUUCAAUAAGAAACAUUAAGCAAAUAUUCAUACAUAUCAAUUUCAUCGUAUAUCAAUGAUGAAUUUUUUGUUAAUUUUUAUUAAAAAAAAAAAAAACGUUUUAUAUAUACAUACAUACAUAUAUUUACAUAUUUGAUCGUUUUGAUGCUAGAAUUAAUAUAAAACUAUAUUUCAUGUAAGAAAAUAGAACUUGCUAGCAUUUGGAAACAAAUAUUAAGGGUCAGAGUCCAAAUGCAGUGACUUUUAUUU